Messenger RNA from Paramecium octaurelia, 143 nucleotides. The record is from the annotation of a GenBank genome assembly. Lineage: Eukaryota; Ciliophora; Oligohymenophorea; Peniculida; Parameciidae.
AUGCUGUAGGAAGCAGUAAUUGAGAAUCCAAGUAUAUAUAAUUAGAUAUGGUAGAGGUUCUUGUUGAGAUUUUUGAAUUGAAAUUAAAUAUCCAAGAGCUUUGCAUUUUGCAUAAUUCAUUGAGAGAGUUAUUUAAUAAAUGA